CAGGAGUCGGCGGGGAAAGGCCCUACCAAGGGCUGGGUGUUGCAGGGCUGCGGCGGGGUGGGGCGCCCUAGCUGCAGGGGCGCUAACUCCUGCCCGGGAGAGUCUGAGACUCACUGAGUAGGUGAGCCUUGAAUUGGCUCUUGCAGGGUAAAGAGGUGUUCAUCAGGGAGACUGGGGGCAGGCGGGCACGGGGCCAGCACCCGAGUGCCAGGGUCGGGGCGUGGACGCCGGGCAAGCUGCGGGACUGAGGAGGAGCCCCCCGGCCGCGGCCGCUGGGGGAACCCGCCUUCGUCCCCCUGCUCCCUUUAGGUAAUGGAGCCUGCGGACGUUGGAGCUUCAGGAUGGUUCAUGCUAAGAGCUGGACCCUGAAGAAACACUUCGUAGGCCACCCUACUAAUAGUGACUUUGAAUUGAAGACAGUCGAACUCCCACCCUUAAAAAAUAGAGAGGUCCUGCUGGAAGCUUUGUUCUUCACUGUGGAUCCUUAUAUGAGAAAUUUGGCUGUUAAAAGAAGAGAGAGAGGGGCUUCCCUGGUGGCGCAGGUUGUGGAAAGUAAAAACUCAGCCUUCCCAAUAGGAAAAACUGCAGUGGCUCCUUCCGGCCGGACGGCGCACUCCAUUUCUGAUGGGAAAAACCUGGAAAAGCUGCUUGCAGAGUGGCCGGACACGUUACCACUGUCUUUGGCUCUGGGAAUGAUUGGCAUGCCCAGCCUAACAGCCUACUCUGGCCUGCUUGACAUCUCUGGUGUGCAGGGUGGAGAAACAGUGCUGGUGAACGUGGCCGCAGGAGCAGUGGGCUCCGUUGUGGGGCAGAUCGCUAAGCUCAAGGGCUGCAAAGUUGUUGGAGCAGCAGGGUCUGACAAAAGGGUUGUCUGCCUUGAAAAGUAUGGAUUUGAUGUUGCCUUUAACUACAAAACAGUAAAGUCUUUGGAAGAAACUUUGCAAAAAGCCUCUCCUGAGGGUUAUGAUUGUGAUUUUGAUAAUGUAGGUGUAGAGUUUUCCAACGUUGUUAUCCCCCAGAUUAAGAAAUUUGGAAGACUUGCUGUUGCUAUACGUGGGCCCAUCUCUACAUAUAACAGAACCAGCCUCCUUCCCCCAGGUAAUGAGCCCACCCCGGAGGCCGUCAUCUUUAAGGAGCUUCACUUCGAAGGCCUCCCCAUCUACUGCUGGCAAGGAGAAGUCCGCCAGGCUCUGAAAGGCUUGCUGACAGGGGUGUCAGAGGGUAAAAUCCAGUACCAUGAACACAUCACUGAAGGAUUUGAAAGCAUGCCAGCUGCAUUUAUGGGAAUGCUGAGAGAAUUGGGGGAAGCAAUAGUGAAAGCAUGAACAAAAAUGACACAUGGAAUCUAGAAAUCAUCUGGAUGAUUACUUAGUUUCUUUAUAAUCAUUUAGUAAAAGGACAGACUGAUGACACCCAAGCGCAAUACAUGCUGGACCAGAAACCAGAAGUCAAGAGCACGUCUUGCUUUCCUUGCCUCUGGGACCUUGGAGGCCAUAUGUUCCAGAUGACAUGACUACAAAAUGUUGGAAAGAAAAAGGUGGAAGUCUGACUGGGAAAUAAACUUUUCCUGAGUUAACGUCA
Orcinus orca (killer whale) is the source of this 1581-nucleotide messenger RNA. RefSeq names its product prostaglandin reductase 1 (gene PTGR1). Lineage: Eukaryota; Metazoa; Chordata; Mammalia; Artiodactyla; Delphinidae. Gene Ontology annotation, biological process: prostaglandin metabolic process. The record is from RefSeq and is a predicted model, not a curated record. Gene Ontology annotation, molecular function: 15-oxoprostaglandin 13-reductase [NAD(P)+] activity.